CAUGCGUUUUGGAAGCGGACUCGGAUGAGUGCGGAAUAUACUGUGAUAUUAGAAUUUAAAUUAUUGUUUGGCGAAUACAUGUCCUCGAAAAGGGUUUCUUUUAUUUGCUGCAAAAAUGAUCUGAAAUGCAAUUUUGUUGUAGUGGUUGUGGGGAGAAUAAAUAGAUGAAAUGGCACGUUCACUGAUUUACAUGAGUCUCGCUGUCGGUAUGUUAGGGUUUUUGAUGCCCUGUCUUCAUACUACAAGAGCCGAGUCUCAUUUCGUGGAAGAGAAGAGGUCCUGUCAAGGUGCUUUCGAUUUAUAUUUUGUCCUCGACAAAUCUGGAAGUGUCAAACAUCACUGGAUUGAAAUUUACUCAUUUGUGGAGCAUCUUGCUGAGAAAUUUAUAAGCCCAAUGUUACGGAUGUCUUUUAUUGUCUUCUCCACUCGUGGAACCACAAUAAUGCCACUCACUGAAAAGAGAGAUGAUAUUACCAAAGGCUUAAAUAUACUCAGGAGAGAAAUACCAGGAGGUGAUACUUUUAUGAACCUUGGAUUGGCAAAGGCAAAUGAGCAAAUAUAUCAUGGAACAUAUGGUAGUGGGACAGCCAGUGUUAUAAUCGCACUGACGGACGGCGAGUUAAAUGACUAUCAGUUUGUCACAGCACAGCAAGAGGCACAGAGAGCACGGUCUAUGGGAGCCAUUGUGUACUGUGUGGGUGUGAAAGACUUCAAUCAGACUCAGCUGGCCACAAUUGCAGACACCAUUGAUCAUGUAUUCCCUGUAAUCGGAGGAUUUGAAGCACUUGAAGGAAUGAUUGAUUCAAUCAUCAAGAAAUCCUGCAUUGAGAUUUUAGCAGCUGAACCAUCCAGUGUGUGCGCUGGUGAUUCUUUCCAAGUUGUUGUGAGAGGAAAUGGAUUUUUGCAUGCAAGAACCAUCAAUCAGGUUCUGUGCAGCUUUAGAGUCAACGAGACGGUUACACUGAAUGAGAGACCUGUCAGUAUUGAAGACACUCUGCUACUUUGCCCCGCACCGGUCAUAAAUGAGCCUGGAAAAGUGAUAUACUUGCAGGUUAGCAUGAAUGAGGGUUUGUCCUACAUCACAAGCUCUGUGCACAUCACCACCACAGAGUGUUUUGAUGGAACCAUCCUGCUCAUCUCAUUACUGGCUGUUUUUCUGUUGCUGGGUCUAGUGCUGAUGUGGUGGUUUUGGCCCCUGUGCUGUACACUGGUCAUCAAGGAUCCGCCUCCACCACCACCCCCUGAGCCUCAGGGCUCUGAUGAUGAGGAUGGCAUGCCCAAGAAAAAAUGGCCUACAGUAGAUGCCUCCUAUUAUGGAGGAAGAGGAGUGGGUGGAAUCAAAAGGAUGGAGGUGCGUUGGGGUGAUAAGGGCUCCACGGAGGAAGGAGCUAAACUGGAGAAGCCAAAGAACGCUAUAGUGAAAAUGCCCGAUCAGGAGUAUGAGCCCUAUGAACCAAAACCUAGAAAGCCUGAUGGACACAGGUUUGCCCAUCACAGAAAGUGGUACAGUCCUAUUCAGGGAAAGCUGGACGCUUUGUGGGCCUUUUUCCGCAGAAGAUACAACCAAGUGUCACUCAUGAGACCUCAACGCGGAGAUCAGGGGCGAUGCAUCAACUUUACCAGGGUGAAAGCAGAGGAGCCAAGGUCACCUCCAUGCAGCCACCUUUCACCUCCGCCACCCCCUCCAGACCAUCAGCCACUAAUGCGGCCGACCGUAUCUCCUCCGCCCAAAAGACCACCAUCCCGGGGACCCUCCAUUAACCGCACAGCCCCAGGACCUCCACCGGCCCGAGCGCCCCCAGCCCCCCGUAUACCCCCUCCAUCGCGACCCCCACCCUGCCCUGGGAACAGGCAAUGAGAACAAUACUGGGCAUUUACAGCUACCCUAAAAUCACAGCUUUUUAUCCAAAUUUGUAAUAUUUACUAAAGCUACUAGUUCCUUGCCAUUUCGGACUGUAGGUUGGUUGAUGUAGAUUUUGUCAGAAUGGAAGUCGAUCAAAUGUGGCCCAUCUAAAUACUGAUAUAAAAUCAUCUUAGAUCAUGUUAAGAACAUUCAGUAAAAAAAAACUUUAAUAUUUAUACACUGAGUAAGGAUUUGUCAAUGAUUUAAAUCAAACUGCUGGUAAUCUUAUUGACUUUACCCUGGAUUUUACAGACACUAUUACGAUUUUACAGGUCACAAAUGUAUGUCUUUACCAUAAAUAGAGGCGCUGCAGCGAUGCAUGUGAAUAACUGAAUAAGACUUAAAGCACUUAUUAACUUUUGAAUGUUGACAAUUAAUAUUUGUGUGUUAAAAUUAGCAUGUAAAUUUGUAUUGUGCCCCGUUUUAGCUUUUUAGUUUAACUGGCCAUCAUUAAAAGAUACAUUUUAAUGUGUUAUGACUGCGGGGCAGUACAUACCACUUAUUUAUUUAGCCUUGGGUUCCUGGUUGGCACUUGAAUAGAAAAUGACACUGUGUUCACAAAUAGUACAGGACACUUAGCAUGAUGUUUUAUAUAUUUUGCUUCAUGUAUUAUUAGUCACUUGUAUACAGCAAGAAAAUCCUGUGCAUUAUCUGUAUGUGUUUAUCUACUUGAAAUAUUGGUGCUUGUGAGUGAAUUUGUUAUUUGGCUUUAUUAAUAAAAAAUAUU
This is a messenger RNA of Paramisgurnus dabryanus, 2630 nucleotides long. It is a transcript of the gene antxr1d, whose product is annotated as ANTXR cell adhesion molecule 1d. Gene Ontology annotation, cellular component: cell surface; plasma membrane. Gene Ontology annotation, molecular function: transmembrane signaling receptor activity. Lineage: Eukaryota; Metazoa; Chordata; Actinopteri; Cypriniformes; Cobitidae. The record is from RefSeq and is a predicted model, not a curated record.